CUUUCCUAUUCACUAAUUCUCAAGAGAUGAAAAUACGGCUUUACAAGCCGAUUUUGACCAUAGCCUUAUGGCUCUCCCAGCACUUUGUUAGCAAGGUUGUAGGUGCUGAUUGUUUGUCCAGUGGUUCUUCUUGUGAUAAAGAAAGUUCUGGCGUAGGAUGCUGUAAACAAUUAUACUGUUCUGGGAGCCUAAAUUUAUGUGUGCCAUUUAAAAGCCUUUACAGCAGCGAGAAUACACAAUAGUGAUCGAACGACCUAAAACCAAGCUGGAACUGUCAUCUUGCUAUCUACAGAAAUGUACACUGUCCGUACAACUUUAUUUAUCGACGGUAAUUUUUGUAAUUCUGUUAAUUCAAUUAAUCGAUUGCCCAAGCACGCUACAACACAGAAUAUUAUGUCUGCAUUUGUUUUAUUUCCAGAAGAAUAACUUUUCAGGUUAGAGACCCCAAACAUUAAACAGCACUGAAUAAAUAAAA
Messenger RNA from Mycotypha africana, 475 nucleotides. RefSeq lists its product as uncharacterized. The record is from RefSeq and is a predicted model, not a curated record. The transcript is spliced from 2 exons. The coding region runs from base 27 to 242 and encodes 71 amino acids. Lineage: Eukaryota; Fungi; Mucoromycota; Mucoromycetes; Mucorales; Mycotyphaceae.